This is a messenger RNA of Manduca sexta (tobacco hornworm), 1332 nucleotides long. Its product is annotated as vegetative cell wall protein gp1-like. The transcript has 2 exons. NCBI's taxonomy places the organism in Eukaryota, Metazoa, Arthropoda, Insecta, Lepidoptera, Sphingidae. The record is from RefSeq and is a predicted model, not a curated record. The coding region runs from base 1 to 1332 and encodes 443 amino acids.
AUGGCUGAAUCUAGGCCUAUGGACACUGACGAGCCGGCGGCGGAUGUCAACAAGGCUAAACACGCCAUGUUGACAACUCUCGCCGAAUACAUUAGGAGCGACCCUAUGUUCUGCUCCCUGGUCCACUCCCUAGUGGUUGCCAACGCCCCCCGUGCGGUGCCUGACUCGCCGGAGUCACCCGCUUCACCCGCGUCACCCGCGACCUCUACCGACUCAUCUGAGUCAUCCUCUUCCUCCGACUCGUCGGAGUCGGCCGUGUCCUCGGACGGACCUAGUCCGCCCGGGAGCCCGGCCGGCGCCGUCGAUCCCGACCUCGCCAUGGAUUCCGAUCCAGGCGCACCCGUCUUAUCCGAUGUCCCCGUCGCUUGCGCGUCCAAGCGACCUGUUUCUCCUGCCCCUAGCGAAUCGCGGUCUGGGGCCGCGUCGUCGGACCUCGACGACGACGGCUUCACGACCAUAUGUCAUCCGUGGCAUACCCCUCCAAAUGUCGGCCGCCGAGGUCCAACAAGGCCUCCAAGCCAAGGGCAUCGCAGCCCUAGAGGUGCACCGGAUGCACCGCAAAUCGCGUUUGUCACGACGUGGCAUACAAUACGAGAUGGUCCUCGCCAUCUUGGCUACCCCGCGGACGUAAAAGCUCUUUACGAGCUUCGCGACAUCUCGGGCCUUGGCGGCUUCACCGUCGAGACCCCACAUAAGACUAGCGAGGUUGCGCAGUGUCACAACUGCCAGAAGUAUGGCCACAACUCGCGUGGCUGUCGCCUCCCCGCCAGGUGCGUCAAGUGCCUCGGCGAGCACGGCACGUCAGAGUGCCCGCGUCCGAAAGAUAGGUCCCAGUGCACGGAGCCGCCUUCGUGCACCAACUGCCGGCAAUCUGGCCAUCCGGCCAAUUACCGGGGGUGCCCACGGGCACCCAAAUACAAGUCCAAUUAUAGGACCAAUCAGGCCCCUAAGGCCAAGGCCCCUCAGGCCGAAAAAUUCGUUUUGGCCCCAGCCCCGACACGUAACCCGUGGUUUCCCGCCACGGUACGUGCCGACUCGCGUCCCCAGGCCCAGGGCGGUGGUUCUCCCGGAGGAUCUCCCGCCACCCCGGCCACAACACCAGCAGCGGCGGCCACUGUUCCCGCUCCCGUCCCAACGCCCUCGACCUCCAAGGCUACCUCUUCCAAGGUAGUCAAGUCGAAGGCUCCCGCACCAUCCAAACCCCAGGUGGCGGCGACUCCGGCGUCUAGCGGCGCGGCUUCUUCAUUCUCUCUGGUUUCCCCCAGAGAUUAUCGAACUCCACGCGCUGAUCCACGACUGCUCGUCCAAAAUGAAGGCACUGGGCCGCUCUGA